Xiphias gladius (swordfish) is the source of this 2040-nucleotide messenger RNA. Its product is annotated as serine/arginine-rich splicing factor 10-like. The coding region runs from base 52 to 867 and encodes 271 amino acids. NCBI's taxonomy places the organism in Eukaryota, Metazoa, Chordata, Actinopteri, Istiophoriformes, Xiphiidae. Gene Ontology annotation, molecular function: RNA binding. The record is from RefSeq and is a predicted model, not a curated record. The transcript is spliced from 6 exons.
CCUGAUUUUUUUUUUUUCGAGGAAGAAGCAGAAGGCGCCAUGUAAGUGCGCAUGCCUUGCAAAUUUUGUGGUUGCUGGGUUUUUUCUUUCCCCCCUCGCCAACGUUUUCUUCUGCUGAGUGAGUUAAACUUUAUGGCCAGAUACAUGAGGCCUCCAAACACGUCUUUGUUUGUCAGAAACAUCGCCGAUGAGUCCAGGCCUGAGGAUUUGCGGCGUGAGUUUGGCCGCUAUGGGCCGGUAGUAGAUGUCUACAUCCCACUUGACUUCUAUACACGUCAACCAAGAGGAUUUGCGUACAUUCAGUUUGAGGACGUGCGUGAUGCAGAAGAUGCUCUUCACAGCCUGGACAGGAAGUGGGUUUGUGGCCGGCAGAUUGAAAUCCAGUUUGCCCAGGGCGACAGAAAGACACCAAAUCAGAUGAAAGCGAAGGAAAGGCAUUCUCCUAGCAGGUCCUCUCGAUACGACGACUAUGAUCGAGACGGCCGGCGCAGACGUUCGCGCAGCCGCAGCUACGACAGAUACAGAUCCCGCAGCCCUUCUUAUGAUCGCCGGCGCAGACGAUCUGAGAGUCCUCGAGAGUCUCGUGGACGCAUGUAUGGGAGAGGAAGGAGCAGGAGCCAUGAGGAUGACAGAUACAGACAGAGGCCUCGGAGAGAGUCCAGAGCGAGAUCUCAGUCGCACUCCAGAUCUGCAUCUCCGCGAGAAAACGUCAACACAGCUUCGACUUCGCACUACACGGAGGAAGAAGUACGACGGACGCACUCCCCCUCCCACUCCAGAUCCCGGUCUGUAUCGAGAGAGAGAUCACGCUCUCGUUCACGUUCUCGGUCCCGGUCCUGGGCCGGCCGCAAGUCAGGUGGACGCUAGAAAGUAUCUGCUCUGAUGGACCAGAGUUGGUCAUUUGUCAGGAGAAGAUUUGUUUGUUUUGACAUGAAUGUAACAUCCACUGAACCAUUUGUAGGAAGCUUGUUUUUGCAGCUCCAUUUUAGGAACAAUUCUGGUCCUUUGCUUGUUUUUUAUAAAAUUGUUUUGGUAAUAUUUCCUGAUAGGAACAUGAGACAGUCAGCAGUAUAUUUGUUCAGUGGUAGGCAGCCAGGAAUAAUCUAUUGUGUUUUUUUAUAUACAGUUACUGAUAAUUUUGUUUUUAUAAACCCUAUGCAUCCAUUUCUUGCAAAAAAAAAAAAGAACAUUCAGUAUUUUAAAAGUUAUCCAGUCUGUUGAUGAAUCAGCCCAGCAUUUCUGUGUGUUUAAUCACAUUAUAACAAAUCACAUGCUUUUUUACGUCACUGCUGACCAUUUUCCACUGCUGAAGUUUAGAUUUUUCUUGUUUUUCAACUCUUUCAAGGCAGCCAGAUGUGUCUGUUUAUUUCUCAAUAAGAAUCAACUUAAACUUGCUUGAGAUAAAUAAUACAUCACGAUGAACAUUGUUGAGAUAAUGAUCAACUUUUAUUGUCAGAUACAGAAUCACUGCAUGGUAUUUCAGCUGUAAGUGCAGACUGAAUUGAAAAGCAAACUGAGUUAUCCUGCAGCAGUAACAUGACUAAGAAAGAUGACUGUUGACUGUGAUGAAUUAAGCUUUGAGUCACUUCAAGUUGAUGAUUUUUGUAUAAUGAAAUGAAAACCCCUGGUUGCCUGGGAGAAAAAAACAUAAAUGUAAAGAAUAUGGUCUGUGUUGGCAGGUCUGUCAAGUAAAUGAGUUGGGGGGCUUAAAUACAUGGAAUUGUUGCUAUGCUCCUUUUUUAAGUGUUAAAAUUUUGUCAACCAGUGACUUUAACCACAAGCUGUUUGAGACGUAAAUGAAUUUGAUUUCAUUUUAUGGUGUUUUCUGUAAGAGUAGACCUUUUUCAAAAGCUAUUUCAUAUUUGGACAUUUCUCCAAAAAUCGGUUCUGAGCAGAGGAACAGAAGUUUCUCAUUGGUGUUUACAUGACUGUGUUGAUAGUUUUUCUGAAUGAUUCUUGUGACUGCAUGUUUUAUCCUCCUAAUCUUCUAUCAUUAGCAGGAAGAAACUGCUAUUUUAAAUAAUAAAUGGUUAACAUUCA